AUGAAUUCUAUAGGACAAACUACACAACUACCUAAUUAUUCUUGUAGUGAAAAUAAUGCUUCUAUUCAGUUUACAUUAUCUUCAUCAGCUCAUUCAGCUUCGAAUCCAACAUCAAAUUGUGCAUUACAACAAUGUAAUACAAGUUUGAAUGAUAAUAAUAAUUGUCUUUCAUCAUCCACACCUUGUUAUGAUUAUCGAACAAUAAAUAAUAUUAGUUAUUGUGCACCUGGUAUUUUAUGUUCAAUAUUAGAAACAUGUGAUAAUGUUACACAAGCAUGUUCAUCAAAUAAUUCAGUGUGCGUUAUUAAUUCAUGUUGUUCACCACAAGCAGUAUGUUUACCAUUCUUUGCAACACAAAUGUGUAAAACAGGAUGGUUUCCUACUGGCACUAUGGGUGAUACACGAUAUGGCCACACAGAAUCUGUAUUAUCAAAUGGAAAAAUAUUAGUUACUGGUGGAAUGAAUAUUAUUGUUGGUUUUUUAAAUAGUGCUGAGCUAUAUGAUCUAUCAACAGGUACUUGGACAACUACUGGUAACAUGACUAAUGCACGAUAUUAUCAUACAGCAUCUGUAUUAUCAAAUGGGAAGGUAUUAGUUACUGGUGGAGUUGGUAAUAGUGGUACUUUAAAUAGUGCUGAACUUUAUGAUCCAUCAACAGGUACUUGGAUAAGUGCCAGUAACAUGACUAAUGCACGAUAUGCUCACACAGCAUCUGUAUUAUCAAAUGGAAAGGUAUUAGUUACUGGUAGAACCGAUAGCAAUAAUACUUUUAAUAGUGCUGAGUUAUAUGAUCCAUCAACAGGUAUUUGGACAACUACUAGUAAUAUGACUAAUGUACGACAACUCCACACAGCAUCUGUAUUAUCAAAUGGAAAGGUAUUAGUUACUGGUGGAAAUGGCAUCGGUAAUAUUAUUUUAAAUAGUGCCGAACUGUAUGAUCCAUCAACAGGUACUUGGACAACUACAGGUAACAUGAAUGAUGCACGAUCUGAUCACACAGCAUCUGUAUUAUCAAAUGGAAAGGUAUUAGUUACUGGUGGAAAUGGCAUUACUAAUAUUAUUUUAAAUAGUGCCGAACUGUAUGAUCCAUCAACAAGUGUUUGGACAACUACUAGUAACAUGACUAAUGCACGAUUUGUUCACACAGCAUCUGUAUUAUUAAACGGAAAAGUGUUAGUUACCGGUGGUGAAAGCAAUGGUUCUAAUAAUUAUUUAAAUAGUGCUGAGCUAUAUGAUCCAUUAAUAAGUACCUGGACAACUACUAGUAACAUGACAAAUGCACGAGUUUGGCACACAGCGUCAGUAUUAUCAAAUGGACUAGUGCUAGUUACCGGUGGACUUGAUAAUAACGUUAUUUACAGUAGUGCAGAAUUAUAUUAA
Adineta steineri is the source of this 1380-nucleotide messenger RNA. Lineage: Eukaryota; Metazoa; Rotifera; Eurotatoria; Adinetida; Adinetidae. The record is from the annotation of a GenBank genome assembly.